Molecule: messenger RNA, 1006 nt
Organism: Oryza brachyantha (malo sina)
Lineage: Eukaryota; Viridiplantae; Streptophyta; Magnoliopsida; Poales; Poaceae
Product: protein RALF-like 19
Exons: 1
Coding region: 116-496 (126 amino acids)
Source: RefSeq, a predicted model, not a curated record
GAGAGCGGCCACCCGCUCAAAGAACCCACCCUUGAAGCUGCUCCAACGCGUGUACGCCCCACCCGAUCACCUCGCUCGCCGGCCGGAACACGCAGCGCGCGCGUCCAUCAUAUCCAUGGCCCGCCUCGGCAUCGGAGUGGUGGCCGUGGCCGCGCUGGCGGUGGCGGCCUCCCUGUGCACGGCGGAGGCGUACUCCAGCGCCGUCGGCGGCUACGACCUGCUCACCACGGCCCACCUGGCCUCCUCCUCCUCCUCCCCGUGCGACGGCGAGCUGGGGCAGUGCUCGGCGGCGGACGGCGAGGGCCUGCUCCGGCGAUCGCUGGCGGCGCGGAAGCCGACGAACCGGUACGUCAGCUACGCGUCGCUGAGCGCGAACAAGGUGCCGUGCAACAAGAGGGGGCAGUCCUACUACCAGAACUGCGCGUCGCAGAAGGCCGCCAACCCCUACCGCCGCGGCUGCUCCGCCAUCACCCGCUGCUCCCGCAACAUGAACUGAUCAUUCAUGCAUCCCCCCUCCCCUCCAUGUCUCUCCCACUGAUCGAUCAUGCAUCGUCUCCACUCGGCCGGCACCACGACGACGACGACGACGACGUCCAUGGAUGGAGCGAUAAGAUGCGUCACUAUUUGUGUUAUAUAUUAUAUACAUAUUGACUAAGUGAAUCGAUUAGUUGCGUUAUAUUGUAUGCUUGCUGUUGAUGAUGGUGAUGGUGGUGAUUAUGCAUGUUCUUCUUCUCCUGUUCUUUCUUUUUCUUUCUUUUUAUUUAAUCGUUCGUUUUCGUGGAACGAUUUAUCUCUAUUGAUGGUGUGACAUUCGUGUUAUGUGUAAGUAGUUUAGCUUUAUCCUCUCUCGUGUGCUUUAAUUUCUUGUUUAUGUGGUUGAUGCAUGCAUGCAGGUGCAAUAUAUAGCAUCAAAAUAAGGUCUUAUUACUACAAGCACGCCAUAACUAAGAUAAGUUUGAUCAAUAUAUAAGUCGACACAGAUACAAAUGCGACGAUCGAUGCACAG